AUGGUGACUCAGAACAAGUCCAUGUUUGGUCCGCUCGAAACGAAGCACAUCUUCGCAGCCAAGUGGUUCCGCAAAUUCGACAAGCACGUGAUGACCGCCGCGUGGAAAACCAACGAAGGAUGGGUCGACUGGGUGUCGCUCGGCGUUGACAUGACUCUCGCUUUCAAGGAGCAGAGCGCCGCACUGAAUUUCGACGAAGAGACCCUUUCGCGCCUCCAUAUUCGCUUCUACCAGCAAGACCAACACAAGCCUGACAAUGUUUGGGCCGCGGCCGAGAAGCUGCGCGAGAUGAUCAACUGGCACGUUGAUGACGGUGCACGAGUCAUGAGGCUCCGAGGGAGGGCCAUGCCGGAAGUGAAGGUCAAGUUUGACGACCUCGUCGACAAAGUCACGCUGGCGAUUGCGGAUGGUUUAUGGGAUGGGGGGAUCUCGGAGGAGGCGCUCAAGGUCUUGGAAAAGACCAUGAAAGGCAAGCCCCACUCGUAA
This is a messenger RNA of Cercospora beticola, 486 nucleotides long. RefSeq lists its product as uncharacterized. Lineage: Eukaryota; Fungi; Ascomycota; Dothideomycetes; Mycosphaerellales; Mycosphaerellaceae. The record is from RefSeq and is a predicted model, not a curated record.